This is a messenger RNA of Chanos chanos (milkfish), 687 nucleotides long. It is a transcript of the gene ndufb2, whose product is annotated as NADH:ubiquinone oxidoreductase subunit B2. The coding region runs from base 98 to 403 and encodes 101 amino acids. Gene Ontology annotation, biological process: mitochondrial respiratory chain complex I assembly. Lineage: Eukaryota; Metazoa; Chordata; Actinopteri; Gonorynchiformes; Chanidae. The transcript is spliced from 4 exons. The record is from RefSeq and is a predicted model, not a curated record. Gene Ontology annotation, cellular component: respiratory chain complex I; mitochondrial inner membrane.
CUCAAACAGUGCUAAGAAGGUGACAUUUCAGUGUCGCCUUACGCUUUUAGUACAAUCCAAUUCGUUUUCAUAAAGUGGUAGCAAAUACUAAAAGAAAAUGUCUUCCCUUGGGAGGGCAGUGGGCGUUCUUCGUGCUGGAACGCGGCUCUAUCUACAAAGUCCUCGGAAAAUUGUCUUUCGAAGGGCUGGUGGCGGUCCACACAUUGAGGCUCAGUACAGACAGCCUCCUCAGAUCACCAAAAACCAGAAGUUUCAAGCAGAGCUGCUGAGUAGUGCCAUGUGGUUCUGGAUCCUGUGGCACUGCUGGCAUGACCCAGAUGCAGUGUUGGGUCAUUUUCCUUGGCCAGACACCAGUGCAUGGACAGAUGAAGAGCUUGGAAUUCCUCCAGAUGAUGAAGAGUGAAGACAUCUACAUUUGUCAAGCAAAGCUAAGGUCUUCUAUCUGUCCGAUUGCUCUUCACACAACCUGGAUUUUGUUCUAAGCCAAGGAUCUCACUAAAAAUGUCAUUGUUGUAAAUAGAUUAUUAAAAAGGAUUGUCAGAAUGACUUGUGGCAUUGCUGAGAAAGUGACGACAGACUGCUAAAAGAGACUCCUUUGAUUCUGCCAAUAGUGUUUUAUUUCUCACUUUGUCAAAUCAGAGGUAAAACUGUGAUUAAUAAAAGUGAUUAAUAAAAUUAUUCAACACA